Dermochelys coriacea (leatherback sea turtle) is the source of this 1352-nucleotide messenger RNA. RefSeq names its product even-skipped homeobox 1 (gene EVX1). Gene Ontology annotation, molecular function: DNA-binding transcription factor activity, RNA polymerase II-specific; RNA polymerase II cis-regulatory region sequence-specific DNA binding. NCBI's taxonomy places the organism in Eukaryota, Metazoa, Chordata, Testudines, Dermochelyidae. Gene Ontology annotation, biological process: regulation of transcription by RNA polymerase II. The transcript has 3 exons. Gene Ontology annotation, cellular component: nucleus. The coding region runs from base 1 to 1200 and encodes 399 amino acids. The record is from RefSeq and is a predicted model, not a curated record.
AUGGAACCCAGAAAGGAUAUGGUGAUGUUUCUGGAAGGAGGUCAACUUGGCACUCUUGUUGGCAAGAGAGUCUCUAAUUUGUCAGAAGCAGUGGGAAGCCCAGUCCAAGAACCGCAGGACAAGAUGAUCCAUCGGAGUUGCCUGAGCCCCAGAUCUGGCCCCUUAUCCUCCCGGGAAAGGGGAGGAGGAGAGGAGGAGGUGGAAGUGCUGCCAGGGACAGGGACGGUCCCGGAGAGUCGCUCGGCGGCUGCAGCAGCUCUGCUCUCGGCCGGACAGCAGCUCGCCUCGGAGCCCCUCUCUAGCAAAGGGCAACAGAGCAGCUCGGACACCGAGUCGGAUUUCUAUGAGGAAAUCGAGGUGAGCUGCACCCCGGACUGCGCCACGGGAAACGCCGAGUACCAGCCCCACUGUGCAGGGCCGUGCUCGGAGGCUUUGGCCGGUGGCAGCCCCAGCAGCGGGGGGGAGCCCCCCAAAUGCAGCGGAGGCAGCGGCGGCUCCCAGGGGUCGCUGGCCUGCAACGCCAGCGAUCAGAUGCGCCGCUACCGUACCGCCUUCACCCGCGAGCAGAUAGCCCGGCUGGAGAAGGAAUUCUACCGGGAGAACUACGUGUCCAGGCCCAGAAGAUGUGAACUGGCAGCUGCUUUAAAUCUGCCAGAAACCACCAUCAAGGUCUGGUUCCAGAACCGCAGGAUGAAGGACAAGAGGCAGCGUUUGGCCAUGACCUGGCCUCACCCAGCAGAUCCGGCUUUUUACACGUACAUGAUGAGUCAUGCAGCGGCAACUGGCAAUCUUCCCUACCCCUUCCCAUCCCACCUGCCCCUUCCUUACUACUCCCACAUGGGCAUUGGUGCCACCUCGGCCUCUGCUGCCACCCCGUUCAGUACCCCUCUGAGACCACUUGACACCUUUAGGGUCCUCUCUCAUCCUUACCCUAGACCAGAACUGCUUUGUGCAUUCAGGCAUCCUUCUCUUUACCCUGCCCCAACUCAUGGACUCAGUAGUGCUGGAGGCAGCCCUUGCUCAUGCUUGGCUUGCCAUAGCAGCCAGUCCAAUGGACUGGCACAGAGACCUUCAGGAUCAGACUUUACCUGUUCAGCCACAACCAGGACUGACUCUUUUCUCACUUUCACACCCUCCGUGCUGAGCAAAGCAACCUCAGUAUCCAUGGACCAGCGGGAAGAAGUACCUUUAACAAGAUAAAGCUGCAUCUCAGGUUUAUAAAUCAUAUGCCCCUUUCAUGGGCUCACAUAAGGUUAAAGUACUUACAUACAACGUUUAUUAAUCGUGUUCUCUCCCAUAAGUGGACACCUAUGGGGGAAAAGACUAAAAAUAGCUCAGUCUUUGAAGGAUUU